Ailuropoda melanoleuca (giant panda) is the source of this 954-nucleotide messenger RNA. RefSeq names its product olfactory receptor-like protein OLF4. The coding region runs from base 1 to 954 and encodes 317 amino acids. The record is from RefSeq and is a predicted model, not a curated record. Gene Ontology annotation, cellular component: membrane. The transcript has a single exon. Gene Ontology annotation, biological process: G protein-coupled receptor signaling pathway. NCBI's taxonomy places the organism in Eukaryota, Metazoa, Chordata, Mammalia, Carnivora, Ursidae. Gene Ontology annotation, molecular function: G protein-coupled receptor activity; olfactory receptor activity.
AUGGACCCAGGGAACCUUACAGGAGUUUCAGAGUUUCUUCUUCUGGGAUUUUCAGAGGAACCAGAACUGCAGCCCCUCAUAUCCGGGCUAUUCCUCUCCAUGUACCUGAUCACUGUGUUUGGAAACCUGCUCCUCAUCCUGGCCGUCAGCUCUGACUCCCACCUCCACACCCCCAUGUACUUCUUCCUGGCCAACCUGUCCUUUGUAGACAUCUGCUUCACCUCCACCACCGUCCCCAAGAUGCUGUUGAAUAUACAGACAGAGAGAAAAGCCAUUACCUAUGCAGGCUGCAUCACCCAGAUGUAUUUUUUCCUACUCUUUGCAGGAUUGGACAACUACAUCCUGACCGUGAUGGCCUAUGACCGAUUUUUGGCCAUCUGUCACCCCCUGCACUACACGGUUAUCAUGAAUCCCCAGCUCUGCAGACUACUGGUUCUGAUGUCCUGGAUCAUGAGUGUCCUGCACUCCUUGUUACAGUGCUUAAUGGUGUUGCGGGUGUCCUUCUGCACAGUCUUGGAAAUCCCCCACUUUUUCUGUGAAAUUAAACAGUUGGUCCAACUUGCCUGUUCUGACACAUUUCUUAAUCAUAUGGUGAUGUAUUUUGGAGCUGGGCUGCUGGGUGGUGGUCCCCUUGCUGGGAUCCUUUACACUUACUCUAAGAUUGUUUCCACCAUUCUUGGAAUAUCAUCAACUCAGGGCAAGUAUAAAGCAUUUUCCACCUGCGCAUCUCACCUCUCAGUUGUCUCCUUAUUUUACUGUACGAGCCUAGGAGUGUACCUGAGCUCUGCUGCUCCCCAGAGCUCCCACGCAAGUGCAGUGGCCUCGGUGAUGUACACGGUGGUCACACCCAUGUUGAACCCCUUCAUCUACAGUCUGAGAAAUAAAGACAUAAAGAGGGCUCUGAAAAGAUUCUUUCCAAAAGAAACUAUCAAAAGGCCAUUGUCCUGGGGCUGA